CGUGAUCGACCCUCGUCUGUAUAAAGAUCUUUUUACAGGUAGUGAUGCGCAGCUUCCGGGUCAGCUACUCGAAGAAGGUGAUGCCAACGGGGAGGAUGAUGUUGAUGAAUUCUCAUCCACGGAUGGGAGGAGAUACGACCAGGCAGAUGCAAAUGACUCGUAUGAUGACUCUUCCUACGACUUCUCAGGGGAGGAAGAGAGCUCAACUGAAGAAGAAGACGACAUGGGCCCCGGGGAUGCGGAUGAUGACGAUGAGUCGUUUUCACGAAGACGCCGUCGCAGAGGCAGCGGGCCCUUUUCAGGACGAUAUGGUGCCCGGGGUGGAAAAGGCAUCAGAAGGGGUCCCCGCAAACCGCUGGAGCCCAGUCCGGAAUUCAAACUCCUCCAUUCAGAAGCUACGUCAGCAUUUAUUGACGGAGACUAUGAUCGUGCCAUCGAGUUGGUGAAGCGUGCAAUCCAAAUAAACCCUGAGAUGUUUGCUGCCCAUUCCCUGCUGUCUGAGAUCUUCUUAGCUCAGGGCGAAAAGGACAAGGCAUUGACGGCUCUCUUCAGCGGUGCCCAUACACGGCCAAGAGACGCAGGAGUGUGGGCAAAAGUAGCAAGAAUGAUCAUGGAGCGUGCUGGUGAAGAUCGCCAGGCAGCCUUAAACGAUGUCAUCUACUGCUAUAGUCGUGUGAUUGACAUUGAUCCGAAGAACCUCAAUGCUCGUUUUCAGAGAGCAGCAAUCUACCGCGAGCUAGGUCAUAACGGCAGGGCAGCCACCGAGUAUGAAAGGGUUCUCAAAGAAGUUCCGCACAACGCUAGAGCUCUUCGACACCUUGCAGAAACCUAUAUUGACCUAAAUGAUGUUCAAAAGGCUGUGGAUCAUUGGGCUGAAAGCGUCGAGUACUACAUGUCCCUUGAUCCUGAAGAAGCUCUUGAUUUCUCUUGGUCUAGCGUCAACAUUUAUGUUGAGCUGUUCACCUAUCUGGGGCAGCCCGAGGAAGGACUGAAGGCUUUGAAAGCGCUCUCUCGGUGGCUUCUUGGCCGUAGGGAUGACACCAUGUGGGAAGAUUUCACCGAGGAUGACCGCGAGUGGGAUGCCGACGACUCUCCCAGACGCAUCAAAACCGAAGGCUAUAUUCCCAAACAAUGGCCUCGGGAUUCUUAUGGGCUGGGUCUUCCCCUCGAACUUCGGAUAAAGCUGGGUCUGUUUAGGUUAAGAAUGGGAUAUAACCAUAAGAAUGAGGCUUUGCAUCAUUUUGCAUGGUUAAACCCGGAAGAUACUUCAGAGGGUGCUCGCCUUUAUGAUUACGGUGACCUUUUCCGGGAGGUUGCGGAUGCUCUCAAGGAGGUUGGCUUACUUGAAGAUGCGCUUCGCUACUAUACCCCAAUUCAGCAAACGGAUGAGUAUGCGGAUAUCAGCUUUUUUAUGGCAAUGGGAGAAUGUUGCUCGCAUCUGGAGGAUCUUGAGGGUGCAGAGAAUUGCUUCCUCACAGUCGCAGAGCAUGACGCGAGAAACAUAGAGUCGCGUGUGCAGUUGGCCAGGUUAUACGAAAGUAUCGGGAUGACUGAGCAAGCAUUAAAGUAUGUUAACGAGGCAGUUUUGCUUGGAAGACAAGAAAGCAGAAGUCACCAUCGCCGGAAAGACACACGACUUGAACAGCUAGCGAGAGAGUUCCAAUUAGCUGAAUUAGGACCAGACGCCACACCCUUGAGAACGCUUGCACCAAAACCUUCAGUUGAGGGAGCAGCUGCCACACUCACUACCGGGCCGACAGCACUUGCUGGCAGAAAACGCGAAGAGGGGGGCGAAGGAGAAAGGACAGACCAUAUCCAGUUUCUGUACUCCAAGAUGCUUCAAUUACACCCAAGAAUCAAGGAAGGCGAUGUUGAAGCCACUGAAGACUGGUUGGACAUUGCCGAUGCCCUACUGCGAGAAUUCCGCGCCAAUCGCGUUUUUUAUCCUAUGUCGCGCAAUGUGGUAUUUUUAGGAUAUUCCAGAGAAGCACAGAAAAAGGCUGGGAAGUACAAAAACAGAACCCUCAUGGAUGAGAUGCAAGAAAUGGCUGGUCGUCUGCAAGAAUCUCUUGGCGAGGUCGUCGAGGAGCCCCUGCAAGGUGCUAUACCAACGGAUUAUCAUGGAAUAAGCUUUGACGAGUGGCUGGACAUAUUCCUCCAGUAUGCUCUGGUCACUGCAGAGCAAGGUGAAUCCGAAGAAUCGUAUGACGCUCUUGCAGCAGCAGCAGACGCUAGUGUCUGGUAUCACUCAAAACCAAAGAGUCGUAUGAUUCAUGUCUGCUGGUUCACAUGUGCACUGCGAGUGCAGGAUGAAGAAACCCUGGCGAAUGAAGCUCGCUGGUUCAUCAAAGAAUACCAAUUCGUAACGGACACUUAUCGUUUAUUCUCCAUGUUGAGUCGCUUGUGUGGGGAUCCCCACCGAUCUCUCUUCCACUCAUCGCCAAACAUGAAGUUCAUGCUUCGACAGAUCAAAGCUAUGGACUAUACACUCCCAGACAAUACUUCACGAAGACCAGGCAAGGCUGUACGAGAAUCAAUCUACCAAGAGCGUGCUUCCCUCUCGACCCGAGACGAGACAGGAGAAGCCAUCCCAGCGGAAGAAAUGGACGUUGCUCUACUUGUGCUUUAUGGUCAUAUUCUUUACUCGGGCAAUAGUUUCUACCCGGCACUCAAUUACUUCUUCCGCGCUUAUGCGCUUGAUGAACAAAACCCAGCUGUUCUUCUCUCGAUCGCGCUCUGCUACAUCCACCACUCUCUUAAACGACAGUCAGAGAACCGACACUACCUUAUCAUGCAAGGGCUUUCCUUUAUGCACGAGUACCGGCGCGUCCGGGAACGGCAAGGAAGUGCGCUGCAGGAACGGCAGGAAAUGGAAUUCAACUUUGCCCGUGUCUGGCAUUUACUUGGAUUGGCGCAUCUUGCCGUCGAGGGGUACCAUCGUGCAUUGGAUCUGGGCGAGCAGAUCCAGACACACCAGGGUGGUUUGGAAAAGACACAAUCUGGUGAUAUCUUGAUGGAAGAUGCAAACACCAGUGGAGCACUUGUUGAGAAUUUUUCUCGAGAAGCAGCCCUAGCACUUCAGAACAUUUACAUGCUCAGUGGCGAUACUAAGUCGGCGACUGCUGUUACGACCAAGUGGUUGGUUAUAUGAAAGACGUCUUUAGUUCGAGAUCAAACAAUAGAUCUCAUGUAUGAUGUAUGAAUAUUAUUGUGUUAUUCA
This is a messenger RNA of Aspergillus wentii DTO 134E9, 3220 nucleotides long. RefSeq lists its product as uncharacterized. Gene Ontology annotation, biological process: transcription by RNA polymerase III. Gene Ontology annotation, cellular component: transcription factor TFIIIC complex. The coding region runs from base 224 to 3151 and encodes 975 amino acids. Gene Ontology annotation, molecular function: protein binding. The transcript has 5 exons. The record is from RefSeq and is a predicted model, not a curated record. NCBI's taxonomy places the organism in Eukaryota, Fungi, Ascomycota, Eurotiomycetes, Eurotiales, Aspergillaceae.